Molecule: messenger RNA, 2394 nt
Organism: Sesamum indicum (sesame)
Lineage: Eukaryota; Viridiplantae; Streptophyta; Magnoliopsida; Lamiales; Pedaliaceae
Gene: MEE13
Product: myosin heavy chain-like protein
Source: RefSeq, a predicted model, not a curated record
AUAUUAGUGCCUUAGUUUAUGGCCGAAUAAUCGGCGGGAUGCAAUUUUUGGUACGAAUUUCAUCGUUUAACUGUGUUGGGGAUUUGAGACAUUCGUUGACAAUGUUAUUAGUUCUGAAUUAGUAGUUCCAAGUCUAGAAUCAUCGUGCGCUGUGGUUAAAGUUGCAAGCUUUAUUGGUUUUGUUCCUGAAGUUGUUUCGUGGGUGCAACGCGAUUGCAGCCUGCAGGCUCAUGGAUCAAGGUUCUACCGAAAAUGAAUCCUUAAUUGCUCGUGUUGAACAGUUGGAGCGUGAACGUGCCGAACUGCAUAAAGAUAUUGAACAGUUGUGUAUGCAACAAGCAGGACCUGCCUAUCUCGGGGUGGCAACUCGAAUGCAUUUCCAGAGGACGGCUGCAUUGGAGCAGGAGAUUGAGAACUUGCAAAAUAAGUUGUCUGCUUGCACAAGAGAAAAUCAAAAUCUUCAGGAGGAGCUAUCUGAGGCUUAUCGUAUUAAGAGUCAACUAGCAGAUCUACAUAGUGCAGAAGUCCUAAAGAAUGUUGAAGCUGAGAAACAGCUUAAAUUUUUCCAAGGUUGUGUUGCUGCUGCUUUUGCUGAACGAGAUAAUGCAAUAAUGGAGGCUGAAAAAGCUAAGGAGAAAGUGGAACUCAUGCCACAGGAACUCGACAAAUCUCAAAAGAGGGUUCAAGAGCUGACCGCGGAACUUCUUGAAGAAAAAGAGCUAGUCAUGGCACUCCAGAUUGAUUUAGAAAAGCGUGAAAAGCAGAAUGAGGUUUUCAAAGAGGUUAUCAAUAAAUUUUACCACAUCAGACAGUGGUCCCUGGAAAAUUUUACUGAUGCAAGCUGGGAAGAGAAAUGUGAUUGUCUUAUGAACGAUUCAGAUGAAAUGUGGAGGUUCCAAAAUGAUGAGGAUACUUCCACCUCCAAUUACAUUAAUUCACUUGAAGCAGAAAUUGAGACUCUAAGGAAAGGUGUCGAUAAUUUGCAAAGCAAGCUUCGAGUGGGACUGGAAAUUGAAACUCAUUUGAAGAAGAAAGUUUUUGAUUUAGAGAAAAAGAGAAUCCUUUCGGAAAAGAAGAUCAAGAAGCAGAUAUCAGCAUUACUUGAUAUCCAUUCUCAGUACAGAAGUGAUAUCAUGAAAUUACUUGAAGAGGGGAAUUCAGAGCUAAAAUCAAUUAAUGAUCUGAUAGUUGAGAAGAUGAGGCAGCUUGAACUGAGUACAGAAUGCAACUUGAAAUCUUCUAUGAUACAAGAGAAGGAAUUACAAGAAAGCGAAUGUAUAGAUGUGCAUAUCAGUGCUGAUUCUGCUCCAGCUUCAACCACUAAGGAUGAUGAUCCUCACCUGCCAGCUUCCAGUGCUUCUGAAACUGUUGCUACCUCCGAAGCCCUUGCUCUGGCAUUGCAGGAGAAGGUUGCAGCAUUGUUACUUUUAUCACAACAAGAAGAGAGACACCUACUAGAGAGGAAUGUAAAUGCAGCUUUACAGAAAAAAGUUGAGGAACUUCAGAGAAAUUUACUGCAGGUUACGAAUGAAAAGGUUAAAGCUCUUAUGGAGUUAGCACAGCUGAAGCAGGAAAGCUAUAUGCUACAAGAAAGGAUCAGUCAGGACAAGAUACAAGGGACGCAGUCGGGCGAGAUCGCAGAACGGAGAAUUGUACCGGAAAAAGAUGGAAAAUUAAAGAAUCUGCUGAAGAAAAGUUAUUUUACACGGUGGGUCGGAGGCUCAGAUGGAAACAAUGCUGAUGGGCAUCAUCAUUAUGAAAAAACAAGUCAUCACAUGGACUUUGCAAGGAUGAGGAUUGAAAACGCAAGCCUCAAGGAGAGCCUAGAGAGCAUGGAGCAUUUACUUUCUUCAGUUCGGAGGCUCAGGAUUACACUCUUGAAGGUCAAAGAUUCAGCUGCAGCAGAAACCGAGAAUGGUAUGCACGUUGAAGCUCUAGAUCAAGUUAUUGCCGAAGCAAACCUUGUAAAGACGGCCCUCAGCAGCUCUCUUCCCAUCAGUUGGUCGGCCGAAACUGAUCAAUUGUACAACGAGAUAAACGACAACGAGAAAGUGGACUUCGUUUCUGCUGCUGGUCUUGAGAUGGUGGAGCUCUUGAUAUUUGCCGCUCAGAUCCUCAAGGCCCAAAUUUCCAAUAAUAAGGGAAGGGGUAAGGAAUAUGAGUGAAGGGCAGUUGGGUGGAAGCAUUGCAUGAACUUUUGAUUAGGCAAAACUGAUUGCAGGAAGGAACUAUGUAUAUUGGAUAUUGCUUCAUUUUCUUCAAUCUUUGUAGAAAUUCUUGGAAUGUUUUUGGUGGUUUUGCUAUGUAUUGUACAGCUGUUUUUUUGUAUUGCAUUCAAACGACAAUGACAGUUGUUGUAUAUUUGUAAUUUUUUUUUAAAAAGAAGUUUACACA